AUAAAAUCAGAAAAUAAAUAAAUUUAAUUAUUAAUUAUUAAUAUAUUAAUUAUUUAUAAUAUAAUUAGUGACAAAAUUAAUUUUAUAAUUAUAAAUUAUAAUACACAAAAAUUAAAUAUAAUUAUUAAUAAUAAAAUAUUUUUAAGUCAGUCAAAAAAAAAAAAAUUCAUUCAGAUUAUUUUUUUGUUGAGAAAUAUUAUAUAUUCAUUAAUAUUUUAUGAGCAGAUCUUCAAUUAUCAGUUAUGUAAAGUUCACUAGUAAUUUUUAGAUAAAGAUCAUCCCUCAACUGAGUACAAUAAAGUUGAGUUAUAAAACGAAAUAUAAUAAGUGGAAGAAAGUUGAGAAAAGUUUAGUUCCUCAGAAGCAAGCAAAGAGAAAUGAAAAGUAAUAUUUAAAAGAAAUAAUAAAAAGAAUAUUUGAAAUUGUUUAAUAAAAGUUUUACUUCAUUCUAUAUAAAAUUAACUACACUAAACUAAACAUUUUAAAUUAGCUAUAACUUACUAAAAUUAUACAACUGAAUUUUGAAAUUUAAAUAUUUUUUAAAAUAAAAUGGUCCAGUUUCGAAUUUUCAGAAAAUUGAAAAAUUUUCAGUUUCGUAAGUAAAAAAAAAAAUAUAAUUAUGUUUAUUCUUAAAUUUUAAUUACCUACUUUAGUUUAUAUUUUAAGAAAAAUUUUUAACGAAAAUAUGGAUGAAAAUUGGACUUGAGAUCAAAAAUUAUUUUCAUGAUUUUUGUGGCAAAACGUCUUUUCAUGGUUUCCGACACCUUGCAUCCAAGCGCAUGUCAUCGAGUGAAAAAUUAAUAUGGACUGGGAUUUUAGGGAUAGCUACUGGAAUUUUCGUAUUCUUGAUUCAAAGAGCUGUGCAAAGAAUGUUAGAUGAAUCAAUAUUAAUUGAACUCGAAAGUGUUGACAAUAGCAUGGAAGAAUUAGAUUUUCCCGCUGUUACUGUUUGUAAUCAUAAUCGAAUUUACAAACCAAGUGCUGAAAAAUUUAUGAAAUAUUUAAACAAUAGCGGAUACACGGAAAAUAAUAUUCAAGAAUUUUUCCACUACUUACCAAUUUUGACGAAUCCCCUUGAAAAUGUAUUUUUAAAAAGUAAUCUAUAUAAUCGAAUGCUCCAGGAUUUAAAAAUACCUCUAAAAUCACUAAUGCAACAGUUAAUGCAUCCUUGUGAAAAUUUAUUUGGUGCAUGUGAAUUCGUGGGAAUAUUAGUCAAUUGUUCAUCUUUAUUUAAACCAGUUUUAUCGUACAAGGGAUUUUGUUGUGCUUUUAAUUAUCACGUUUCACCAAUAAUUUUUAACAAUAACAAGCUGGAGAAUUGCACCAAUUUACAUAAGAAUUUAUUGGAUUCUAAUUUUACAUGUAAAAAAGAAACAGAUUGUCCGGGGAGAAAAAGAAUUCAAAAAGUACGUGGUUCUGGAAUUCAUACAGGACUUUAUUUCCGAUUGUAUAUAGAACCGGAAAAUUAUUUUGGUUUAACAGAAAAUUUUGCAAGUGCUUCAUUGAUAAUUCAUGAAACUCAUGAUUAUCCUGAACUUGAUAUUUCUGAACUGGUGGUGCAGCAGAGUAAGCAAGUAAAUGUAAUAAUAUCAGGGAUAAAAGUGGAAAAUGACAUUACAAUCCAUCAGUUAUCACAGGAGACACGAGAUUGUGUCUUUUCCUCAGAGGUUCCGUAUGAUUAUAGCUUUCAAUCUUGCAUUGCAAGUUGCAAAAUAAAACGUCUUUUAAAAAUUUGCUCAUGUGUUCCAUAUUAUUAUCUUGACACUUGUGUCAAUAUUUCAAAGACAUGUGACUUCAGUAACAUGAAAUGCAUUAGAAAAAAUCAUGCAUUGAUAUACAAUAUACAUGAGAAAAUGAAACUGGAAAAUGGAGAGAUUCUAGAAAAAUGUCCAUGUUUACAAGUUUGCUCGAGAACGAAAUAUGUUAUUUAUGAUGAAAUUGCCUCUAUUUAUCAAGGUUUACGAUAUCCAUUUCUUGAAAGACUUGCUCAGUCAAAACGAGGAUCGGACUUUGGUUUUGCAAAAGUUUAUGUUUAUUUUCAAGAUUACACUUUUACGAAAUUUAAAAAACGAUUGAGUUCGCCUUGGUAUACGACAAUAGGAAUUUUGGGAUCUAUACUUGGAUUAUGCCUAGGUGGUUCAUUUAUAAGUGUAUUGGAACCAAUUAUUCAAAUUUUCGUAACUCCUUGUCGAAUAAUUCAUCGAGAAAAACAAAAAAACAAAAUUGAAUCUAAUAAAAAAAUUUUCAAAAAAAUUCCCUUGAAUGAUCGAAUUAAAAAAAUUAAAACACUUUCUGUUAAUAGAGAUAUUUCUAUGCUUCAAAUUGAUUAUUAAUUUUUUUAAAUUAUAAAUUAAAGUCGACAGAAAAAUUAAUUUUCCAAAAUAAUGCAUUUAUAUAAAAAAUUGUAAUUAAAGUGUGUAUUUGUUUCUUUAUGAAGAUAAAUAAAGAUGAAGAUAAAUU
This is a messenger RNA of Leptopilina boulardi, 2460 nucleotides long. Its product is annotated as sodium channel protein Nach-like. Lineage: Eukaryota; Metazoa; Arthropoda; Insecta; Hymenoptera; Figitidae. Gene Ontology annotation, cellular component: membrane. Gene Ontology annotation, molecular function: ligand-gated sodium channel activity. Bases 690 to 2333 code for a protein of 547 amino acids. The transcript has 10 exons. Gene Ontology annotation, biological process: sodium ion transmembrane transport. The record is from RefSeq and is a predicted model, not a curated record.